UACGUCGUCCUUGCGUGUCUGGUUGCUGAGCAACCGUAGUCUACACCAAGCAGAGGAUGCAAAGAAGCGAUUGUAAGCCUCUAAGUGAAGAUGCCCCGCUCUGCAGCCAAGUCCCGAGCUGACAAAGGCGGACGUAGGUCUUCUGUCAAAGUGACCACACCUCCAGUCCAGGACCUGGAAGUGGAAGACAUUAUCCCUGGUCGCUUAACUCAGGUCCAAUGGACAGACAUGUUGAUCCAGGAGGAUACAGAGGACGUAGUGGGGGAGAUCAUGGAAGAACUGUUGAGCAAGGUCAUGGAAGGCUGUUUCAAGGCGGACAUUAAAAGACAGCUAGCACCUUUUUCCACAUCCUGGGCCAAAAGUUAUCUCAUACAGACUCUGGAGCGGCAAUUCCUGUGCCAAGAUGAAGGAGAAGGACCCGAGGAAGCAUCUAAAACAGAAGACUCAGAGCCAAUGCCAGCAACUCCAGAUGCCUGGGCCCAAGGAUGUUUUCCCAUUGUAUAUCCUACCCCUUCAUCUAAACCCACCUCACAACAGGAGACUGACAUUGGUCAGGCUUCAGGACAAACAGAGCCAAGAACCAACCAGCAAUGUAAUGUUAUGGCCCAAACAAAUAGCUCUCCAAAGCAAUCUGCUAAGGAAAUAAGUCCCAGCACACCUGUCAGUGACAGGAGAUACAAAGUACUUAGCCCUCACUCCCCACUGCAAAUAAAUCGAAAGAAAAAACAGCAAGAUCAUUUACCUCCCAAGCUUGUUGCAAGCAAAUUUCUGCCAUCACCGCCCUGUUCAUCAAAAAAAAAGGACAAAGAGGCAGAGGGUGAACAUAGAUCACAGUCCGUUUAUAACCAAAUGACUGGAUCAUUCCAUCGGCUUAAGGACUACCAAUCCAUACCGAAGCUUGAUCAUUCCUGUCUGCCUCGACACUGCAUCGUUCCUCAGUAUGAGAUCUUAGAUAACAGCAACACAAAACCAGACUACAAGAAACCACAUAGACUAUCCAAACUAGAACCAAGAUGUAACAAGCAACAAACUAAGUGGACAGUAAACUCAUCAAAGCCAUCAACCAGUUAUGAGGAUCAGCCAGCAAAGAAGAGAAAUGAGGCAGAUGUCUUGCUGAGGAAGUCAUUUCCCUCUACACAUAGAAGAGAAGUGAUGAUGUCGUCUGGGCUUCUGAGGCUGGACACCAUGGAUUUGGCCAAGGGUGUUUCUCUCCUGGAUCCUCAGGCCACAGAAAUUAACCCACUCAAAUUUAAACCUCAGGCCCAGAAUACCAAGCUGAGGCCAAUACAAAGUGAUGCUGCUUUGCCACUGUUGUCUGUGGAUCAGUUUACCACAGCUCCACCACCUCAGGUCACCCCAUUGUCUCAGUCCUAGAACUAUUAUGAUAAUACAUUUCAUAGUAUCUGUAUCUGGCGCAGAAUGAGCAAAAUGUUGAUGAAAAAAAAAUGCUUCUAGUGCACAGUGAGGCCAUAUCUAUAUCUAUAUAUAUAUAUAUAUAUAUAGUGUGUGUGUUCUGUUGUAAAAGAUGAUUAUACAUGUGACUUUGAUUGUGACAAUUUUCACUCCAUGCAUUUACAAGCUGAUAAACUGUGGAACAAUACAUUGUCAAUGUUUUCUAUUUUUUUGUGUAAUUAUAUAAAAAAAAGAUAUUGAUGUGCUCUAUCAAUGCCUCUUACAAAAUAUGACAAAGGUAAAUAAAGAAGUGUUUUACAUCCAAA
Molecule: messenger RNA, 1718 nt
Organism: Thunnus maccoyii (southern bluefin tuna)
Lineage: Eukaryota; Metazoa; Chordata; Actinopteri; Scombriformes; Scombridae
Exons: 4
Coding region: 91-1374 (427 amino acids)
Source: RefSeq, a predicted model, not a curated record